CGGCGCCCGGGGACCCCGGCACGUGAGGUGGACGCCCCCCACCCCCUAUCCCGGGAGCGCCCGGGUGCGGAGCCAGGCGCGGAGGUCUGGAGUCAGCGCCAGCUGUGGGGACCCUGGACCUCUACCAUGGAGACUGAGAGUGAACAGAACUCCAACUCCACCAAUGGGAGUUCCGGCUCUGGGGGCAGCUCUCGGCCCCAGAUCGCUCAAAUGUCACUGUAUGAACGGCAGGCCGUGCAGGCUCUGCAGGCACUGCAGCGUCAGCCCAACGCGGCUCAGUAUUUCCACCAGUUCAUGCUCCAGCAGCAGCUCAGCAAUGCCCAGCUGCAUAGCCUGGCUGCCGUCCAGCAGGCCACAAUUGCUGCCAGUCGGCAGGCCAGCUCCCCAAACACCAGCACUGCACAGCAGCAGACCUCCACCACCCAGGCCUCCAUCAAUCUGGCCACCACGUCGGCCGCCCAGCUCAUCAGCCGGUCCCAGAGUGUGAGCUCUCCCAGUGCUACCACUUUGACCCAAUCUGUGCUACUGGGGAACACCACCUCCCCACCCCUCAACCAGUCCCAGGCCCAGAUGUAUCUGCGGCCACAGCUGGGAAACCUAUUGCAGGUAAACCGGACCCUGGGCCGGAAUGUGCCUCUAGCCUCCCAACUCAUCCUGAUGCCUAACGGGGCGGUGGCUGCAGUCCAGCAGGAGGCGCCAUCUGCUCAGUCUCCUGGAGUCCACACAGAUGCCGAUCAGGUGCAGAACUUGGCCGUCAGGAACCAGCAGGCCUCCGCCCAAGGACCCCAAAUGCAAGGCUCUGCUCAGAAGGCCAUCCCUCCUGGGGCCUCCCCUGUCUCCAGCCUCUCCCAGGCUUCUAGCCAGGCCCUUGCCGUGGCUCAGGCUUCCUCUGGGGCCUCAGGCCAGUCCCUCAACCUCAGUCAAGCUAGUGGAGGCAGUGGGACUAGCAUCCCAGGGUCCAUGGGUCCUGGAGGAGGCGGCCAGGCUCCUGGGGGCUUGGGGCAGUUGCCUUCCUCAGGAAUGGGUGGUGGUGGGAGCUGCCCCAGGAAGGGCACCGGAGUGGUGCAGCCCUUGCCUGCAGCCCAGGCAGUGACUGUGAGUCAGGGCAGCCAGACAGAAGCAGAAAGCGCAGCGGCCAAGAAAGCAGAAGCAGAUGGGGCUGGUCAGCAGAACGUGGGCAUGAACCUCACCCGGACCGCCACUCCCGCUCCCAGCCAGACCCUCAUUAGCUCAGCCACCUACACGCAGAUCCAGCCCCACUCCCUGAUUCAGCAGCAGCAGCAGAUCCACCUCCAGCAGAAGCAGGUGGUGAUCCAGCAGCAGAUCGCCAUCCACCACCAGCAGCAGUUCCCGCACCGCCAGUCCCAGCUUCUGCACACGGCCACGCACCUCCAGCUGGCCCAGCAGCAGCAGCAGCAGCAGCAACAGCAGUCCAAACCGCCGGCUCAGCAGGCCACCACCCUCACUGCCCCGCAGCCUCCGCCGGGUCCCCCGACCCAGCCGGUCCCGCCGUCCCCGUCCCAGCAGCCAGCCCAGACCCUGGUCGUCCAGCCCAUGCUGCAGUCUUCACCCUUGUCCCUGCCGCCGGACCCCGCCCCCAAGCCCCCCAUUCCCAUUCAGUCCAAACCGCCGGCAGCCCCUCUCAAGCCCCCUCAGCUAGGGGCUGCCAAGAUGUCCGCUGCCCAGCAGCCCCCACCCCACAUCCCCGUGCAAGUGGUGGGCACCCGGCAGCCGGGUACAGCCCAGGCCCAGGCUUUGGGGCUGGCCCAGCUGGCAGCUGCCGUCCCCAAUUCCCGGGGGAUGCCAGGCACAGUGCCACCAGGCCAGGCCCACUUGGCCUCCUCGCCGCCUUCAUCCCAGGCCCCGGGUGCGCUGCAGGAGUGCCCGCCCACGUUGGCCUCAGGGAUGACCCUGGCCCCUGUGCAGGGGACGGCGCACGUGGUGAAGGGCGGGGUGACCACCUCCUCACCCGUGGUGGCCCAGGUCCCUGCCGCCUUCUACAUGCAGUCUGUGCACCUGCCGGGCAAACCCCAGACACUGGCUGUAAAGCGCAAGGCUGAGUCUGAGGAGGAGCGAGAUGACGUCUCCACAUUGAGUUCGAUGAUUCCCGCGAAGACAUCUCCGGUGGUAGAGAGCCCGAAGGCCAUGGAGGAGAAGGGCGGUCUUGGAGAUAAAGCUGAGCCAGUGACCAGCUCGAACGCUAACACCCUGAGCAGUGACAUUGUACCUUUGGCUCCCGCCCCAUCAGCGCCCCCUCCUUCACUGGCCAUGGUGUCCAGACAGAUGGGUGACUCCAAGCCCCCCCAGGCCAUUGUGAAGCCCCAGAUCCUCACCCACAUCAUCGAAGGCUUUGUUAUCCAGGAAGGAGCAGAGCCUUUCCCGGUGGGUUGUUCUCAGUUAUUGAAAGAGUCUGAGAAGCCCCUGCAGACUGGCCUCACCACAGGACUGAAUGAGAAUCAGUCGGGUGGUCCCUUGGGUGGGGACAGCCCAUCUGCUGAGCUAGAUAAGAAGGCGAACCUCCUGAAGUGUGAGUACUGUGGGAAGUACGCCCCUGCGGAGCAGUUCCGCGGCUCCAAGAGAUUCUGCUCCAUGACUUGCGCUAAGAGGUAUAAUGUGAGCUGUAGCCACCAAUUCCGGCUGAAGAGGAAAAAAAUGAAAGAAUUUCAGGAAGCCAACUACGCCCGCGUUCGCCGGCGCGGACCCCGUCGUGGCUCCUCGGACAUCGCCCGUGCCAAGAUCCAGGGCAAGCGCCACCGAGGUCAAGAGGACUCUAGCCGGGGUUCAGAUAAUUCCAGUUACGAUGAAGCACUCUCUCCAACAUCUCCUGGGCCUUUAUCCGUGAGAGCAGGGCAUGGAGAACGUGACCUGGGGAAUCCCAACACAGCUCCGCCUACCCCAGAAUUACAUGGCAUCAACCCUGUGUUCCUAUCCAGUAAUCCUAGCCGCUGGAGCGUAGAGGAGGUCUAUGAGUUCAUUGCUUCUCUACAAGGCUGCCAAGAGAUUGCAGAGGAAUUUCGUUCCCAGGAGAUUGAUGGACAAGCCCUCUUAUUACUUAAAGAGGAACAUCUCAUGAGUGCCAUGAACAUCAAGCUGGGUCCUGCCCUCAAGAUCUGUGCUAAGAUAAAUGUCCUCAAGGAGACCUAAGGUGGCCCUCUUGCACAAACCAGCCUAAGGCAGACACUCCCCACCGUCCAGGUUAUAACCUGGUGCCAGCAGACUCCAUGAGGAAGACAAGAGCUGUGCUGUCUUCUGCAGGAGGGAUCACCAAGACAGGGAAGAACCAUGGAAGAACUGGUCGCUGGUGCUACAUGGUGGCAGCUUUGAUGUUUCUCUGGGUUUUAUUUUUUAAAUCUUCACAAUUUCACCUACCCUAACCCAAUCUUUGUGAAAGAGGCAGUCUAGAGAACUAGGACUGCUCGGCCUUGUCCUGGAGUGGAGUGUCUAGCCAGGGUCUGAAUUCUCCAGGAGGAGGAAUGUACAGUGUGGCGAGGCAAGAAAAUGGGUGGACUAGGUGUGCCUCGGCCCCGGCAGCAGGGGAGUUUUCCAGCUUUUGUGACACAAGUAGCAAAACUUGGUCCUCCCCCCUUCCCUCCAGCUCCUCCUGACUGUAGCUGUGGCCCAGACUUCUGUUGUCACUCCCGUAGUGUUGGACAUCUUCUCCUGCAUCCUCACUGGCCAGUGUAGGGACUGGGUUGCCAUCAUUCUGAGUUGCUGCAGGGACUAAAAGUAUUGGGUACA
Odocoileus virginianus texanus is the source of this 3738-nucleotide messenger RNA. NCBI's taxonomy places the organism in Eukaryota, Metazoa, Chordata, Mammalia, Artiodactyla, Cervidae. The record is from RefSeq and is a predicted model, not a curated record.